ACAUUCAACACAAAAGAUACCCAGAGAGAGAUAAGAAAGAAAUAGAGAGAGAUCCUUUGGACAUUUCAAGGUUAUCGUUUCUCUCUCUUGUUCUUGAGCUUUUGUGGGGGGAGAGAGAGAUGGGAAGGGGUAGGGUUCAGCUGAAGAGGAUAGAAAACAAGAUCAAUAGGCAAGUUACUUUCUCAAAGAGAAGGUCUGGUUUGCUCAAGAAAGCUCAUGAGAUCUCUGUUCUCUGCGAUGCUGAGGUUGCUCUCGUUAUCUUCUCUUCCAAAGGCAAACUCUUCGAAUAUUCCACCGACUCUUGCAUGGAAAGGAUACUUGAACGCUAUGAUCGCUAUUUGUAUUCAGACAAACAACUUGUUGGCCGAGACAUUUCACAGAGUGAAAAUUGGGUUCUCGAACAUGCUAAGCUCAAGGCAAGAGUUGAGGUACUUGAGAAGAACAAAAGGAAUUUUAUGGGGGAAGAUCUUGAAUCGUUGAGCUUAAAGGACCUCCAAAGUUUGGAGCAUCAGCUCCAUGCUGCAAUCAAGAGCAUUAGGUCAAGAAAGAACCAAGCUAUGUACGAAUCCAUAUCGGCACUCCAGAAGAAGGAUAAGGCCUUGCAAGAUCACAAUAAUGCGCUUCUCAAAAAGAUUAAGGAGAGGGAGAAGAAGAACACGGUUCAGCAAGGACAACUAAUCCAAUGCUCCAACAAUUCUUCGAUUCUUCAGCCCCAAUACUGCUCAACCUCCUCCGGGGAUGUCUUUGUGGGGAGAGUUGGGGGAGACAACGGCAGUGCAUCGUCAUUGGUGGAACCAAACUCUCUCCUUCCUGCUUGGAUGAUACGCCCUACAACGAAUGAAUAGAACUAUCUCUAUAUGAUAAGAUAAAUUAAUGUUUAAUAUUGUCAUAGUAUGUAUGUAUAUCAGUAUUUCGGUGUAUUUACUGAACUGAUAUAAGUUAACUUUAACUAGUUAUAAAAAAUUCGGCAAAAAACUAUAUAUAAAAUUUUAUAUUUAAUG
Molecule: messenger RNA, 1001 nt
Organism: Raphanus sativus (radish)
Lineage: Eukaryota; Viridiplantae; Streptophyta; Magnoliopsida; Brassicales; Brassicaceae
Product: agamous-like MADS-box protein AGL8 homolog
Exons: 8
Coding region: 120-845 (241 amino acids)
Biological process (GO): positive regulation of transcription by RNA polymerase II
Cellular component (GO): nucleus
Molecular function (GO): DNA-binding transcription factor activity, RNA polymerase II-specific; protein dimerization activity; RNA polymerase II cis-regulatory region sequence-specific DNA binding
Source: RefSeq, a predicted model, not a curated record